AUGUCAAUACCCGCCUACCACGAGUCUCUCCCCUACAUUGACGACGAGGCCUCCGCUUCUGCCCUCGCCGCUGCGCGCGCUCUCAUCUCCGCCGAACUCGCCGCCGCUGCCUCCCCAUCUCCCCCGCCCUCAAUCUCCUCCUCAUUCUCACCGCUCAUGACCACCGAGCUCGAGCGCGUCGCCUCAAAGACCCCGCUCGCACCCCUCGACCUCGCGCGCUACGAGGCCCCCGAGCCGCUCCCCGCCUCCUCCUCCGCCGCCGACCAGCGCCAGCCCCUCGAGCGCGCCCUCGUCUCGGCGUCGUACCUCGCCGCGCGCAACCAGAACCUAAAGCUCCUUGACCGCGCCGGCCGUAACGCCUGGCUUCUCGGCAAUUACCACGUCGAGGCGGAGCUGAGGAGCCUCGAGGCGGAGCUCGCGGCCACGCGACGCGAGAUGGACCUUGUCAACGCGGCGCGCGCGACGAGGCAGAAUGAUGUCAAGGCGGAAAUGCAGGGCCUUGAGGAGACGUGGCGUACGAGGGUCGGCAAGGUGCUCGAGACGGAGGUUGCCGUCGAGGAAUUAAGGCAGCAGAUCCGGGACGAGUUGAGGAAGCAGAACCGACCGCAGGAAUGA
Beauveria bassiana ARSEF 2860 is the source of this 615-nucleotide messenger RNA. RefSeq names its product breast carcinoma amplified sequence 2. Gene Ontology annotation, biological process: mRNA processing. The record is from RefSeq and is a predicted model, not a curated record. Gene Ontology annotation, cellular component: catalytic step 2 spliceosome; precatalytic spliceosome; Prp19 complex. Bases 1 to 615 code for a protein of 204 amino acids. The transcript has 2 exons. NCBI's taxonomy places the organism in Eukaryota, Fungi, Ascomycota, Sordariomycetes, Hypocreales, Cordycipitaceae.